This is a messenger RNA of Ceratina calcarata, 9656 nucleotides long. RefSeq names its product transmembrane protein 132C dtn (gene dtn). The record is from RefSeq and is a predicted model, not a curated record. Lineage: Eukaryota; Metazoa; Arthropoda; Insecta; Hymenoptera; Apidae. The transcript is spliced from 10 exons. Bases 685 to 5028 code for a protein of 1447 amino acids.
GAGUCGGUCAAUACUCCGGGCAACGCGGUGGUGAGAGCACACGACGACGGUCGCCCCGUAACACUCGUGCACGCCGUCACUCGGAAGCGGCGAGACUCUCUCGCUCAAGUACGGAUUCGUGUGUCUUUCGAACGUAAACGUAAUAUUCGCUCGCGAGACCCGAGCAGAAAGCCGGAACCGGACGAGCGAGACCGGCCGGGAUCUAUUUUCUCGUCGUGGCUCCGUUUCGCGAACAGACGCGGAUGAUACGUGUACGCGCGCACGCGAGAGGCAUAACACACGUACGAUAAAAGCGGAGGACACGCGUGCGAGGAGAACACACGGCAUCGGAUCUCGUUGCGUCGCGUUUACCCGAAAAGAUAUCGCGCCGCGAUCCGCCUCCUCCUCCUCCGCGUGAACGCUUGAACGAUGCGAGCCUGCUCCGUGGGAGAUUCGUAGAACGCCGGGCUCCGAAGGACAGUGUCAGGACACGUUCCGUGGUGGCUAGACGUCGUGGACACGAGACCGAGGCACGGGUCUCGUUGUUUCAUCGACUAUCCUUUCGUGCUGGUGACACGCGAGCCUCGAUUUACGCGGACAGUGAGUGUUACUCCGUGUGUCGCGUCGGCUUGCCGAUUCGGAGAUCGAGAAUCGUCGGCAGAUCAUCUGAUAUCAACUAGACUCAACCAUGCAUCCUAGAGCGUGAUGGACAAACGCGCGUACGCAGCCAACUACUUCCAGUUACGCCUCACCGGCAUACUCAUGGAUAUGUGGAUAUUCUUCCUAUUCGUCGCCAUUGCCGACGUGGCAGCCUCGGUGGAGGUUCACUUCGAGAACAAGGAUGGCGGAUUCUUCCUGAAGCACAUACCGAGGCAAUACUACCCUGUUCGAACUGAUACGGUGGUAUCUCCGUCGACGGGGACCUCAUCUAGCGGGCUUCCAUCGUCGCCGCCCGGGUCCGUUCUCUCGAUAGACAAAUUCACAGUGUUUCAAACGAGCGAGCCGGUGUCCGUACGAGCAACUUACGGCCCGUUUAGCACGAAGCAGACCGUACCGGCUCGUUCUAUAGUUCCGGACCCGUUGGACGCGUUACCGGGACCAGAAACAAGACGAAAUCUAACCGCGGCUACGAUUCUGGACGCGCAAGAGUUAGGCGCUCGUCACUUGGACAUGUCCGCUCAUCUGGUCGGAACCAGCGUACCUCGCGACUCGCCUGUACUCCGAGUACUCUUCCAUGCCGGAAGCGAGGCCGGUGGAAGGCGUCAAUUGCUAUUAGCCCGCCAUCAGAGGGUUUGUGUAAUUCUGCACGCGAAUCUGGCCGCUCCGGCGAGGAGCACGGCUAACAGAAACAACGGCAAAAGCUACUCUUCGUCCUCGUCGUCCGCUUACAUGUUAACGGCAGCCUGCAGUCCCGACGGAGAGAACGGAGUUUGCCUGGCACAGAUCACGAUACCAGCCGACUGGUGGCCACCGUUGCCACCUCCGGACGCUUCUGGUCGGGUAAAGGUUGCCAAAAGCCUGCCCAGGCUCGUGCAGGUUGCCUACUCUGUGCUGGAACCGCUGACAGAGGAGGUCGGCUCGCCUGACACCGGAGCCGGCUUCUGCAGGCCCGGUGUUCAGAUUCAGCCCGUCACGCCGCUCGGUCAGGUGCCCCUGGCACCGAACCGGGCCGAUUACAAGGAGCUCAAGGCCGAUGAAUCGCUGACCCUGCUCGUGCCUCACGGGCCCCUAUAUCCGAGAUCCAGGCUACAUGUCCCGGCGUUCCUGCAUCCGUCCAAGGUCACCGAUCCCAGACAGGAAAGGCCACCGCUCGUCAUCGCUGUGUAUAUCAGGGCCAGGGUGAAGUCCGGCGUGAAAAUUCUGGACGCCUCGUCCAGCAAUCCGGAUUGGAUCGUCGACAGUAAAAUAAAUGCGAAAAACACGAUCGCUACGUUCACAGCCAGGCGGAAGGAGAACGUUUCGAGGAUAUCAAACGCAUCGGCGGAGGAGAUCUUGACGAUGCUUCUCGAGGCGAGCGAGGAGGGGGUGGAUGGGAAUUGGGACGGCGGUCGAAUCGUUUGGAGCGUGCGUUACGCUUUCGACAACGGCUCUCAGCUAAAUGGGAUGGAUCAGCUGCAGCAGAGAUUGCAACAACGACAGAUGCAACACCAUCAUCAUCAUCAUGCCGAGAGACGGAAGUUACAAGUCCGGCUUGAAAUACAGAAGGACGACAUACAGGCGGUGCUGCCCAUCUCUAAGAACUGGGAGGUGAUGAACACCGCGGUUUUAACCGGCCGGCAAGUGUCCCAGGGGAUGAAGGUGUUUAUCGUAAGCCAGGCUGGAACCGUCGCUGACGUUACCCUGCAAUCCUCCUGUCACUCCGAGGACGAGAGCGUGCUCAAGGUAUCGUCUUCGUGUAGCAGCGUGUACGUUGACGGCACGGAAAUUCGUGGCUCUAGUAACGCGUCCGUCCUCGUCAAGUACGGUACCUAUACGGGACUAGCCAAAUUCACAGUUUGGAUGCCCGAAUUCCCUCUGGAGAUGACCGUCGGUGACACCAGGCUGAGCCAAAUCAAAGGAUGGAAGGUGCCCGAGGAACACGUAGGUGCCAAGAGUAAACGAAGCUUGAACGCCACGACCUCCUCGUGGCUGAACGAUUCCGGUGCGAAGAACAAGAAGAGGAGCGCCGCGGAAUUGGAGGAGGACACCUCGAUAGACGUCGAGGACGCUGACGUAAUCUUGGAGGAGGACGAGCAAGAGGAGAGGUUUCGGGGCAACGACAACGGAUGGGACGCUAUUAACUCCAUCGAUAGGAGCCCGUCCACCAAUUGCAGGCUCCGUUUUCAACAGAGCCCCGUCGAGGUGCACGCGAGGUUCUUAGCCACCGAUCACGACUCUGGAAGAGUCUCCUAUUUUGUGAACCGACGAACUUGGCUGCGCGUGACCGAUCUGGUGAUAGGGAUGCUCAGAGUGUCCGAUCCCAGAAUCGCCGACCUGUUGCAAGGAAGAAUUGUUCAAGGCCGGGGAGUGGGCAGGACGGAGGUACAGGUUCUUUCGCCGAUCACGAGCAAAGUGAUCGGCGCGAAGGAAGUGCGAGUGGGCAACGACCGGAUCGCGAUCACCAGAUUGUCAGUCAGGGUGGUAUCCGGUUUGCAACUCACCAUCAGCCCGGACAGUGCAAUAGAAAACGGCUACGUAGCGGAAACGUCGGUCACGAGGAAGCUGACUGCUCAAUAUCAGGAAGGUCUGUUAGACAUAGACGUUGAAUUUUCGGACGGAACGAGGACACCGUUGCGUGAAAUCGCUGUCACCGACUACCACUUGGUAGUAGAGAGCCUGGAUCCAGAAGUGGUAGCAUUCGCUCCGAUGGUCGCCUCUCAUCACCCGCGAGUGAUCGCAGUCGGCGAAGGACGAGGCGAUUUAUUGCGAGUCAGUCUUCAGCUGGCCGACGCUUGUCGUUUAAACAGCAGGAGGUCUGGAAAAGGAUCUCAAAGGGCCACCGCCGCUGCCCUUGCAAGCGCUUCCGCCAACGUCGAAGUCGACUUUGCCUCUAGCGAUCUUCCGAAUCGGCCUGAGUUCGUGCAAAACGACGGAGGCGGUACGGUUGGUUCUCAUCAUCACAGGGAGAGGAAGAACGGCAGAGGAGAAAUGACGCCCGAUUUACGCGACAUUCUAAUUGGGCUACCGCUGAAAGACGAGAACGGGCACAAGCACAAGCACGAGCACGAGCACGAACCUUUGGUGCAGGCACGGCAGCAUCGCACGGCUAUAGCUAAUGGCAUGUCUUCAGGAGGAAUAGGCGGCGUCGGUGUACGGCAUCACGGGGGAUCGCGCAUGAGCCCACUCGAGAUCGGGAUGUACGUCCUUCUGGCGGCCUUCUGUUUCGCCAUCGUCGUCUUCGUCGCGUCCUGCGUGGUCUACGCGAGCAAAUUCAAGCCACAGCCACCGGACUCACCGUUAGCUGGAUCCGCGCUUCCGGUUCUCUCCUCGGGCGCAGCCAGGGCGAGAGCGGCGGCCAACCAGUUGGCGUCAGGAAGAAGGCCUCCCAGAGAGUCGACCACGAACGCGCACGAUUGGGUCUGGUUAGGCAGAGCCACCCUUGAAAGAGCCGCUUGCGGGCCUCAACAGGUAAGAGUAACCAGCAAUCCUCUGGCUGGCGAGAACGAAGGAGAAGCAAGCGAAUUGGCGACUUCCUUUGACAAUCCGAAUCAUAUCGAGUUACCAUCCUCUGGACAGCGGAGCAAUGGCUCUGGACCAAUAGACACAACCACUUACUGUAAAAGGGACAAGGCUCCACGGAAUAGUUUCGUAUCUAAGUCAUCAACGGGAAUGACUACUACCACCGUUACCACUCCAGCUUCCAUGGUUACAUCUACUGUCACGACCACACGAAACGAUAACGAUGACAUUCCACCCCCUUUACCUCCACACGGAGUACCAGUAACAUCCGCGAUGUCCGCGGUGGCGAAUUCAGCUGUUCCUGUGAACGCGGUAGGAAACAGCAAUGGUAACGAGGACUACAAACCGCCGGUACCACCGCACAGGAACACGGGGGUAAUCGUACGGCUACCGGAAACUCCGAGAAAGCAUCGUUACAGAGCGUCGAGCGACAGCGCCGGCGGAAAUCAUGGGAACAACCAGCGGCACAGCAAGCAGAUUCAUCAUAUCAAGCCACACGGUAAAACUAAAGUAGGUAGUCCUAAAGAGAACGGCGCGGAGGAAGAGGAGUUCGUGGAGCUAGUGAAUCACGAUGACAACAGGCAUUCCAAAGAUGCAAGAGCGAGAGAGGUGAAGAGGGCGACAAUCGUUGGUAAUCCAAUGUUCUCGUCGUUUUCAACGAAUGCAGUCGCCUCGUCGAUGAACGUCUCCAGUCCGACUGUGGCCUCGUCGUCCUCGUCACCGCCUAACUCGUCGCCGUCCUCUUCCUCUUCCUCUUCCUCGUCGGCGUCAUCCUCCGCGUCCUCGUCUCACGAGCAGGAGGAGUCGGUGGCGUUGGAUGACCUGAAUCUUGGCAUGGACUACAACCAGAUCAUGCAGUACUUCGACAACCUAAAGGAGUCGAACGCCUAGGUAAAGGCGUUCGGCCUUGACGAAGAAGGCCGAAUAGUCAAGAUCGAUGCGAAACCCCGGAAACAUCGUUGAGAACCGUGGCAAGUGGACGAGCCCGGCCUCGUUCUCCGCUUCCUUUCUCGCCGUGUAGCAGACAAAUUCGCAAUGGAGAACUACGAUGGCCGAGCUCGACGCACGUUUCAACCGACGCUCCGUACGUUUCGUAUUUUAGGCUAUAAUCUAGUCAGCUUCCUAGCAGCACAUCAAGAGUAUCGCGCAAACGCAUGGACACGAGAACAAUGUACACCCGUAAGUACGUACAUGUAGAAAGACAAAACGCGACGUGCGAGAUAUAAUACGAUGAAAGAGGCGCGCGUUUUAUCACUGUCGAAGGAAAACGCUCGUUCUCUGUUACACAUACGUAAUAAUGCAUAUUCGCGACGAAAACACACACUGGCUCCGUACACAAACAUAGUCAUACACGCGCGCACAUGCUUUAAAAAAAAACGUGUGGCUGCCGACAGGCCGAGGCGGGUUAGGUGGAUCGUACAUUCGACGAGCAACUGGGUUCUCAUCUUUUUCAUUCCAGUGACGAUCGAUCGACCAGCGAUCCUCACUUCCGUCUCCGUGCGCUAUUGAUCUCUCGCUCAAAUCCUUUCCUUGCGGCGAUCGAACGAGCUCUCGCCCUCGUUCUCGUUCCCGCCACGCGACAGGAGCACAUUCACCGAAAAGUGGCCGGACAAAAACCAACCCUUUUGUCUCGGGAUCGAUCCUCGGCUUCGAUGGCCAUGUUCAAGCACGGACAGCUUGUCCUUCUUUUUUAUUCGUCUUUCCGUGGCUUUUGUGUUCGUCCACUUUCCUAUCCAUCGUCGAGGUCCCUAACGGAGAAAGAUAAUACUUCUACUGUUUUUUUUUCUCCCUCAAGGCUUUCGUCGCUUUUUAUUUUUAAACAGUCGCUCGUCGAGCCUUCCCGGCAGUAAAUUCCGGUCGCCGGGCUGGAGAUCGAUAUCGGGGUGAGUAGAACAAUGUCAGGUACCAGGGCCACUUACUUCUCCAAUCUACGCCAGGGGAGACGUAAUAUUUAUUCGAUCGUCCGUACGUCGUAUGAUGUUUGUAAAUUUUGCUUUGUAAGACUGUGUACAUAUAUAUAUUAUAUAAUAUAUAUACCGCGACCUAGCGCAUGUUAAUUACGUACCGUAAUAGAUUAUGUACGAAGUUACAUUUGUAUGGCAAACUCUAUCUACAGAGUAAACUGAAACGUGCGUAUCUAAUCGCACGACGUCGGAGACGAGCGGAAACACGAACUUGGCCCGUGCGUUCCAUUUUAUCUAUCAGCGUUUCCCGUCUAUUCUAAUCUAUCUCGUUUUUUACGAACCUUCUCACGCACUCCGGAGUCACCUGUAUUACCAUUCUCUAAAUCUAUAAACGUGUCACAUUCUAUACAUGGCUAUGCAAUAGUCAAGAAGUUUCGCAUGUGCCUACAUCUUCAUGUUCUAUGUCUAAUUUUUACGGUACAUAUCAAGUUUUUUCAAUUCGAUGAGAAUAUUAUUAAAUAUUGGAUUCGGCUCAGAAUAAUACGAUCUUAGUCUGACGAAAAGUAAUUGUUUUUCAAAUUUAAAACAAUCAAUUUGACGAUGCGCAGACAAUUUAAGUAAACUGCGCCUCGUACGAAGAGCGAAACAAGUAAGAUUUAAAGGAAUUUUUAGAGAAGGCUUAGUUGCGUGGAUUUUUCGAAAAUAUACGAACUGUAAAAUGGGAAACGCUAAUCUCCUAGAGCUCGCAUCGGCCCGAAACGCUGCUCCGUAAUUGCUUUUAAUUACCGUUCACCCUAUCGAUUGGAUUGCGCAAUAAUAAUUGUCCACGUACGUGCCACCGGCUGCGAGUUUUAAAACGCAUCGAGAAACCUCGGGGCACGUGCUUCCUCGCAAAUCGCAUCUGUGCCAUCGUUAAUUACAUCGUAGAAGACGCGCCCUCGUCCACGUUCGAACAUAUACGUAUUAUAUAUAUACACAUCUACACUCGAGAGAAAGAGAGACUGGGAUGGUAUGAGUGUUUUGCGUGAGAGAGAGAAAGACGAGCGAAUGAAAAAGGGAGAGAGUGAGAGAGAGAGACAUUUGCAUAAUACACGCACACCUCAUCAGCUUCGUUCUUCCGCACCGAUUUGAUUUCCUCCUGCGAAUCCAAUCACGCUAGAUAGCAAGCUGAUCCGUAAUCAGAACAAAGUAUUUUUUAUCCUGUUUAACGCUAACGUAAAGGUUCUAAUUGUUGCGAGACAUUUGAAAUGAAACUCCCUUUUCUUAGAACUUUUUGAGAAUGAUUGAUUAUUUAUUUCUAUUUCUAUAAAACGGAUGGAGUGACUUCGAGUUCCUCCUUUUUCAUUAAUAGAUAGUAGAUUGUCUAGGUAUAUAAAAAAGACUUGAGUUAAACGAACGACUCAUUCGUAGGCGAUCAGCCAUACAGGUGUGCAAAGAUCGAAGCAAUUCGAUCAAUCAAGACCGAUGGAUCUCUAAACGGAUCAUUCUAUCUUAUAUAGGCAUCUAAAGACUACGUGUCUAAGUAUGUAUGUAUCUGUAAGUUGUGUGUUAGCAUGUCAAGCGUGGGACAUAGUGAUGUAAUGCUGAUGAACAGAAAGAAAUUAAGAAGAGAAAAGACGCUCGAACCGGCGUCUAGAGCGUCGAGGCCCUUCGACAUGAGCCAUGCACGUUGACCCUCUGCGGCUUCGGCAAACGUGAUGUUUUAUGUUUAUUAUAAUUAUUUUCCUUCUAGGUAAUUGGCAAACAAAAGAUGGAAGAACUAUCGAUUAUAUAAAUUGACAUUCCGUUAGCUUUGAGUUCGAAAGUCAUAUCGCGAGAGUAUUUAUUCUUAAAGGGAACCGCAGGGGGUUAAAUGGUGCUGGACGAAACGUAAGAUACCCCGCCGAGAAUCUAGUCUUAUAGCGUAACUAAUGCAUUAAUUAAUUAAAUACUAAUGAACGCGAAAAGCGAUCUACGUUGCCUUUCGCCCGACUACAUGUAUUCUCGAAUCGCGUCUAGCGGGGUGAAGUGGCGUCGUUUUCGCGGCCCUGCCCCGUAAUCAUUCGUUUCCUUAUUCCUCGUGGAGUACCGAGAGACGACUCCGCUUAACCGAGAUCGCGGGACGUUAAACGAAUCAAUCAUAUCGAGUAUCAUGAGUGAGAGACACGCGCUAAUUAAUCCUAAUUAAUCUCGUACGCCAGGGAAUCUCGUCCCACGGGUUGCGGGCGAAAGAAAAACAGGUAACAAGAAUUAGAGAGGAACACGUGGGGCGAGCGGUCCCCCGCAGAGCCGGACAAAAAUAGUAUUUAACGAUAGAAAAUAGUGGUGAGCUUGCGAAGCUGUUUCACGCGAAACGAACGCUGUUCUGAAUGUUCGCUUGCCGCGAUGUUUAAAAAAAGAAGAGAUGAAAACGACAAACAAAAGCGACAAACGCCUCCGAUUCACCGUUCAUACUAUCAACGUACAAACGAUCUUAACAGUUACUAUUUUUUACUUAUAAUACUAUUGCCUCCAGCUCUUUGGCUACGGCCGAACACUGUAUAUAUACACGCUCAUCUUGUUGUUUUCUCAUUUAAAAAAAGAAAAAAAAAAGAAACAACUCGCGUGAAAGGAACCACGGCGUUCCGUUUUCAGCUUCCGCUUAACUGGCAAUUUUGUUCGCUCGAUCAUUUCCCCUCACGUCGCGCUAUAGCGGAAGAUGCAAUGUCACUUAACAAGUAAGAAAUACGGUUCAUCUCGCGUUAAUACAUGAAAUUUCAUAAACAAUUACGCAUACACACUCUCGGGAAAAGUUUGUUUAACGCGAAAUAAAAUUCUACUCUGUUUCUCAAUGCGAGAACGGUACACGAAAAUGGGCAGUGCCCUAUUUAAGCAAGUCGAAACUGCCGGUCUCUCUUUUCUCCUUUUUUUUAUUUUUGAUAAGUUCCCACCGAUCAGGGAGGAUUAUAUUAUAAAUAUAUAAAUAUAUAUAUAUAAAUAUACAUAAUAUUGUAAUAGAAUAUCGUCGCAAUGCUAACUCUGCAUUCACACACAUUCCUCAGACACCGAUGUCGCUGUAUCUACGUUAAGUGUGAUAAAUGCGGAUAAAUGAAUAGAGAAACGAUUGAUGAGGCGCCGACGGCAAUCGACGACGGCGGCGACGAAACGCGACGAGGACGGCGGUGACAAACACGCGCGUCCACGACGACGAUGGCAAUAAUCGACGAUGCUCCCCGCGAACCGUGAUUUCUUCGCUGUUCAACUGUUUAUCUAAUCUAACUAUCGUUCUUCGUAGCUAGCACGGAUUUCAUCGGUCACGUUUCUCCGCACCUUAUCGAACAUUCUGUAUAUUUAUUGUAUUAAAAUAACGACUGCCAUUAUUCUAUCUCGAUCAUCGUUGCUGUUAUUGUUACUGUUAUUGAGAUUGUUGUUGUUGCUGCUGCUGUUGUUAUCGCUGUUUUCGAUGCGUUUCGCCCUCAUCGUCAAUGUUUUGUCGUCGUGGUGGACGUCGGCCAUCGCCAUCGGCGUCGGCGUAACUGGUACGCUAACUAAACAAUAAGAUACGACUAUCGCCUACUCAAUGUACAAUAUGUAGUAUUUACCUGUUGUUACCACCAAACCGUCAUCAAAGAUAUAUAAAAUAUUGUAAUUGUAACA